Molecule: messenger RNA, 348 nt
Organism: Moesziomyces aphidis
Lineage: Eukaryota; Fungi; Basidiomycota; Ustilaginomycetes; Ustilaginales; Ustilaginaceae
Source: the annotation of a GenBank genome assembly
AUGCCGGCUCGAAACCACCUUGCGGCACCCCAACAGCCGGCACAGCUGGCUCGCGGAAGUCGCGAUCAUGUUCGACGUGACUUGGAGGAGGAAGUGGCAGCAGGUGCCGAGGAUGCUAUCGAGAUCUUCGAGUUCCCGCGCGUGCACGAUACGUCGGAGCAGGUGCACGAGCACAUUGUCGAAAACAACCUCACCUCCGCGGACGCCAUCCAGAAGCUGCGAGGUGAGCGAGUCGAGCAGACCGAACAGCAGCUUAGAUACUCCCGUCUUGAGCAGCAGAGCGGCGGCUCGUCGCAGUCCAGCUCCAGCUCCAGCUCAGCCUCCAGCUCCAGCUCAAGCUCAGAAUAG